This is a messenger RNA of Brassica napus (rape), 980 nucleotides long. Its product is annotated as auxin-responsive protein SAUR41. The transcript has a single exon. NCBI's taxonomy places the organism in Eukaryota, Viridiplantae, Streptophyta, Magnoliopsida, Brassicales, Brassicaceae. The record is from RefSeq and is a predicted model, not a curated record. Gene Ontology annotation, biological process: response to auxin. The coding region runs from base 407 to 844 and encodes 145 amino acids.
AGAAGAUGUGUUUUUAACAAAUAAAAAUUUAUUAGGGUUACAUUUGAAAAAAAUGCUUCAGGCCACCAAAAUGUUUGGGACGGCACUGUGUGCACUUUUAUCCAUUUCAACUAUAGCUAAAAAAGUUUCUGGAUAUUUAUAAUUUAUAAAACUAUAAAUUCUGAAUACAUUUUAUAGAUUUAAUUAACUUGUCAAUAAAGAAUUCAGUAUUUUAAAUUUAUUUUUCUGAAAGUUAAAUUUACUUGGAUGUACCUGGCAAGUACCGCCUAUGUACUCUCUCUCCCUUAUGCGCUCGUCAUAGUCUUUCCAUGUGUUCUGUCUCUAUAUAAUCCCUCUCUUCUCACUCACUCUCUCUCUAGCUUCGAAUUUUAUCUCUCUUCAAAAACCCCCCGGAGAAACAAGAAAAAUGAAGCAUCUGAUCCGCCGCCUCUCUCGCGUCGCCGACUCAUCCACCGAGUUCUCCCUCCGCAGAUCCACCUUCUCCUUCCGCACCCGCCGCGGCCAUCACCGUCUCCACGCGCAGCCGCCGUGGUCGAUUUGUCAGGCGAGACGAGUCAACACCGUCCCCGCAGGCCACGUACCCGUCUACGUCGGCGAAGAGAUGGAGAGGUUUAUCGUGAGCGCGGAGCUCCUGAACCAUCCGGUCUUCGUCGGACUUCUCAACAGAUCCGCUCAGGAGUACGGUUACGCUCAGAAGGGAGUCCUCCACAUCCCCUGCCACGUCAUCGUGUUCGAGCGCGUGGUGGAAACGCUCCGGUUAGGAUUCAACGAAUCCGGCGAGGUGCAGGAGCUCGUGGCGUCGUUGCUCUCCGGAGAUGAGGUGAUACCUGGAACUACAGAGUAGCUCUGAAAGCAUCCAAACUGCUGAUGGUGUUUUCUCAGCUUUAAAAAAAAAAAACAAUUACAUCUUCAUUUCCACGGUUUUGUAAAUAUAAUUCAAGUUUUUAUCUGUUUUUAUCGAAAAACAUAACUUUCGUUUA